This is a messenger RNA of Phragmites australis (common reed), 3541 nucleotides long. RefSeq names its product protein MEI2-like 4. Gene Ontology annotation, molecular function: RNA binding. The coding region runs from base 451 to 3399 and encodes 982 amino acids. The transcript has 15 exons. NCBI's taxonomy places the organism in Eukaryota, Viridiplantae, Streptophyta, Magnoliopsida, Poales, Poaceae. The record is from RefSeq and is a predicted model, not a curated record.
GUAGUUGUUAUUCCCCUGUCCCUGCGCCUUCGUCUCCACUUCGUCUCACCACCCACCACCACCUCGCCGGGAACCCUCGCCGGAGCCAGCUUCCGGCGAAGAACUCCGGCGGGAGCACACACGGGGGCGGAGCGGGGGCGAGCGCCGGAAUGGGGAGCAGCGGCCGGGGCCGGGCCGUCGUCGCAGUCGCUGCCGCUGGUGCGUCUCUCUAGGGUUGGGCAGGUGUCGUAGCUUUCUCCUUCCCUCGCCCGCGGGCGGGACUCCUCGGUCCCGGCGUCGCAUUGGGGUCCGGGGCCGCCGGUCGGGCCUCGUGAUCCCGCCGCGUUCGAGCUCGGAAAGGGGGCGGUUGCGGGGCAUGGGGGCAUCUGCUCCGCCUGGUGCUGACGCUUGCGAAUUCGGCCAGAGUUUUGGGCUCUGAAGAGGAAGAGGUGGCCGCGUGCGCCGAUCUGGAUGCCAUCUCAGGCCAUGGAUCAGAGGCGCCACCUCUCCCAGUUCAGCAAUCUCAAUGGGGCCGCGUCCUUCUCUGAGGAGCUUCGCCUCCCCACAGAGAGGCAGGUCGGAUUUUGGAAGUCGGAAUCGUUGCCUCAUCACAUCGGAAGCAAGUCAGUUGCAUCUUCGCCACAUGAAAAGCCCCAACCUAUUGGGACAAAAACUGCGGGUCGAGUAGAGCAUCUACAACCACUGAGGGACCAGAAGACUGCAUUUAGUCUUGAGCACAAGCUGUUUGGUCAAGAGAGACAUGUUAAAUUGCCAUCAUCUCCGUGGAGAGCUGAUCAAGAUCCUAACUACCAAUCCGAUUCAUCUCUAAAGGCGGAAGCUUUAUUUCCUGAUAGAUGGAGGACUAAUCCAAAUGAGGCCUUCAAUGAGAAUGGACUUUUCUCAAGCUCCCUGUCAGAAAUUUUUGACAAGAAUUUGAGACUGGCAUCCAAGAAUGUCCUUCUCCGUCAGCCAGUUGAAAAGGUCGACCUAAAUCAUGUUGAUGAUGAGCCCUUUGAGUUGACUGAGGAAAUCGAGGCCCAAAUAAUAGGAAACCUACUUCCUAAUGAUGAUGACCUGUUAUCAGGUGUUCUUGAUGAAGUUGGGCACACGGCCCAUGCUAACAAUGGCGAUGAUGUUGAUGAUGAUAUAUUCUACACUGGGGGCGGGAUGGAACUGGAAACUGAUGAAAAUAAAAAAAUGAUAGAACUUAACGGUGGUGGUACUGAUGGGCUUGGGUUGCUAAAUGGCACACUGAAUGGUGAACAUCCAUAUGGGGAACACCCUUCCAGAACCCUUUUUGUUCGGAACAUUAAUAGCAAUGUCGAGGAUUCUGAAUUGAAGCUCCUAUUUGAGCAUUAUGGAGAAAUCAGCAGCCUUUACACUGCCUGUAAACAUCGUGGUUUUGUGAUGAUAUCUUACUAUGACAUAAGGUCUGCACGAAAUGCCAUGAGAGCACUUCAAAACAAGCCACUCAGACGUAGAAAACUUGACAUACAUUACUCCAUUCCGAAGGACAAUCCUUCGGAGAAGGAUAUUAACCACGGAAUGCUUGUAGUAUUUAAUGUUGACCAAUCUGUAACAAAUGAUGAUCUCCAUCGUAUAUUUAAUGACUAUGGUGAAAUCAAAGAGAUUCGGGAUACUGCUCAAAAGGGUAAUCACAAAAUUAUAGAAUUUUACGAUGUCAGAGCAGCUGAAGCUGCAGUUCGUGCUUUAAACAGGAGUGAUAUUGCUGGCAAGAAAAUAAAAUUGGAGACCAGCCGUCUGGGUGUCACUAGACGCUUAACGCAGCAUAUGUCUCCAGAGUUGGGACAGGAAGAGUUCAGUGUGUGCAAACUGGGGAAUCCAAGCACAAAUAGCCCUCCAGUGCCUUCAUUUGGUUCAUCUAAUAUGGCAACAAUCACAUCUUCUGGCCUCGAAAAUGGGAGCAUUCAGGGCUUACAUUCUGGACUUCUCACAUCAAUGAGCUCAUUCAGAGAGGCGUCUUUUCCAGGCCUAUCCUCCACCGUACCACAAAGUUUGUCCUCUCCCAUUGGAAUUGCAUCUGCUGCAACUCACAGUAAUUAUGGUUUUCAAGGCAUGGGUGCUCUCCAUCCUCAUUCCCUGCCCGAAGUUCACAAUGGAACAACUAAUGGCACCCCUUACAAUUUAAACACCAUGGCACCAGUUGGCGUUAGUAGCAACUCGAGAACAGCUGAAGCAGUGGACAGCAGACAUCUCCAUAAAGUAGGUUCUGGCAACCUCAAUGGACAUUCAUUUGAUCGUGCCGGCGAAGGAGCUCUUGGGUUUUCAAGAAGUGGAAGCGGCCCUCUCCGUGGUCACCAGUUAAUGUGGAAUAAUUCAAAUAACUUCCACCAUCCUCCCAAUUCUCCUGUGCUGUGGCACAGUCCAGGAUCAUAUGUAAACAAUGUUCCAUCUCGCCCCCCUGCUCAAAUGCAUGGAGUUCCAAGAGCACCAUCGCACAUGCCCGAAAAUAUUCUUUCCAUGCACCAUCAUCAUGUGGGCUCUGCACCAGCAAUCAAUCCAUCACUUUGGGACAGGCGGCAUGGCUAUGCAGGGGAAUUCACAGAAGCGCCAACUUUUCAUCCUGGCAGUGUUGGAAGCAUGGGAUUUCCUGGUAGUCCUCAGCUUCAUGCAGUGGAGCUAAAUAACAUAUUUUCUCAUACUGGUGGGAAUCGCAUGGAUCCAACUGUGUCUCCAGGUCAGAUUGGUGCACCAUCUCCUCAGCAGAGGGGUCCUAUGUUCCAUGGAAGGAAUCCUAUGGUUCCCCUUCCAUCAUUUGAUUCAGCUGGUGAGCGGAUGAGAAGCCGGAGAAAUGACUCAAGUGCUAAUCAGUCUGAUAAUAAAAAGCAGUAUGAGCUUGAUAUUGAGCGUAUUAUGCGGGGGGAUGACUCCCGAACUACACUAAUGAUAAAGAAUAUCCCCAACAAGUACACCUCAAAGAUGCUUUUGGCUGCUAUUGAUGAAAGUCAUAAGGGAACUUAUGAUUUUAUUUACUUGCCAAUUGACUUUAAGAAUAAAUGUAAUGUUGGCUAUGCUUUCAUCAAUAUGACCAAUCCUCAUCAUAUCAUUCCAUUUUAUCAGUCUUUCAAUGGUAAAAAGUGGGAGAAAUUUAACAGUGAGAAGGUGGCAUCACUCGCUUAUGCCAGAAUCCAAGGGAAAACAGCCCUGAUUGCUCAUUUCCAGAACUCCAGUUUGAUGAAUGAGGACAAGCGUUGCCGCCCCAUACUCUUUCACUCAGAUGGUCCUAAUGCAGGAGAUCAGGAACCGUUCCCUAUGGGUUCUAACAUCCGAGCCAGGUCAGGGAGAUCCCGGACUUCCUUAGGUGAAGAAAACCAACAUGACAUCCAGACAGCCUUGACCAAUUGUGACACAUCUUCCAAUGGAGUUGACACGUCAGGUCCCACCAAGGACACUGAGUAACUGAACGUUGCUUGCCGGAUUGCUAACCACAAAGGCCCAAGCUAUAACUUUUUGCAACCCCAUUUCCAGUUCUCAGUUUACCCCUUUUCUCGAUUCUGGUUUCGUUGGUACAUCCCCCCAUCUGUAUUUAUUAACUUCCGUG